GCCCCGCCUCGCGGCUGCCCGACCGCCUGUCCCGGGUUAGGCUGCGCCUGUCAGUGGGGGCGGUGGGAUGGCGGCGCUUUACGCUUGUACCAAGUGCCACCAGCGCUUCUCCUUCGAGGCGCUGAGCCAGGGGCAGCAGCUGUGCAAGGAGUGUCGAAUUGCGCAUCCCAUUGUCAAAUGCACUUACUGUAGGACCGAAUUCCAACAGGAAAGUAAAACCAACACAAUAUGCAAGAAAUGUGCUCAGAACGUGAAGCUCUAUGGAACGCCAAAACCAUGCCAGUACUGCAACAUAAUAGCAGCAUUUAUUGGCAACAAGUGCCAGCGCUGUACGAACUCAGAGAAGAAGUAUGGGCCACCCCUCUCCUGUGAACAGUGCAAGCAACAGUGUGCAUUCGACAGGAAGGAUGAUAGAAAGAAGGUGGACGGGAAGCUGCUGUGCUGGCUGUGUACAUUGUCCUACAAACGGGUCCUACAGAAGACCAAAGAGCAACGCAAACAUCUAAGCAGCUCUUCACGGACAAGCCUGCAAGAGAAGGAGCAGUUCAGCAGGCUCAGCAGUGGCAGCCACUACAACAGCCAGAAAACCUUAUCCACCUCCUCUAUUCAGAACGAAAUUCCAAAGAAGAAACCCAAGUUUGAAGCCAUAUCAGCCAAUGGUGACAGCGUUCCUUCCUCUCCCGAGAUGCUUUGCCCCCCUACCCAGAGUGCCCCGUCCGUGUUGGUGCAGUGGGCUGCUUCCCAACAGAGUCCCGGUGCCCAUCAUUAUCCUGUUUCUCAAGGCACUGACGUCCUGAACUUUUCUCCAGACCUUGCCCUGGACUCUCCUGGCACGGACCAUUUCGUUAUUAUCGCCCAGCUGAAGGAAGAAGUGGCCACUCUGAAAAAGAUGCUGCACCAGAAAGAUCAGAUGAUCUUGGAGAAAGAGAAGAAGGUACAGCCCUGGACCGCUUCCACACAAAAACUGCAGAGGGAAUUAUGGACAACUUACUUAAAGAUCACAGAGCUAAAGGCCGACCUGCAGUACCAGGAAUCCCAGAUGAGGGCAAAAAUGAACCAAAUGGAGAAGACACACAAGGAAGUCAUGGAGCAGUUACAGGCCAAGAACAGAGAACUCCUGAAGCAAGCAGCUGCCCUAUCCAAGGGCAAAAAGCCUGAGAAGUCAGGAGCAAUAACCUCCCCUUAAAACAAACUGGGAGCUUCCCCAGCAUUAACCCAGGAGGCCUGUCUGUUCGGCUGGAAUCCAAACCUCAGUCUUGUUACUUUCCUAUCGCUAUGGACUCGAUGGAACGCCUGGUGUCUGUUGCCUUUCGACAGCAUGUUUGAGUGUGUCUGGUUUCAAUAUCUGUUGAAUACUGUUAUAUAGCACAGUGAUCCACGGGGAGCGGCGUACCCGCACAGCUUGCUGUCCCCCAGGCCCUGGAACUAAUGGUCUCCAGAAGAGACCUGUUUGGAAAACAGGUAUUACCACUGCCACUUCAUACUUUAGAAAACAGGGAUCCUGUUUUGUUGGAGACCCGUCUCUGCAGUUUAAAAUCUGCUGGGCUGAGGCACAGUCCGUUGUUGGCUGUUUUUCAGGCUUGCCAAGAGCUUUGGGGGGCACGGUGGGAGCUUUAUUUUCAAGUGUUUUGUUCCUCCUUUCAAGGGAAGCUCUGAAAUCGCCUUCCCCAGAGAGAGAGCAGGGCGCAGCACACUGAUCUGCCUGGAGCAGUUAAGCUAUCUUUCAAAAACUGUUCCAAAAUCCGGGCUAGAGAUUUUUUUUAAAUAUUGGCUUGGCAAACCUAACUGCCUGUUUUGAUCACUUUUGGUUUGAGAGUCUUACAGAAUAAUUGCGCAUAACCAUAUGGUGGCCCUGUGGGGCUCUGGUUAGUGGCUUGGGCUAAUCUAACUUCGCUGGCACUGCUUUCUGCAGUAAAGGCAGAAGGAGAGCUUGAGGCUGUCUUAGACAUGCUCUCCCCUCCCCAGUCCCGGAUCAAGUUGAUCCUUUUACAUCUUCUCCUCUCCACUCCGCUUCACUGACGUCAGAUGUAGGAUGAGGCUGGUUACAAGAAGUGAGUUCAGUCAGGUCAGUAAUGACACAAAGUAGGAAGUGCUUCUUGGGUGCUGGGCAGAGAAGCCCCCAACCUCCAUUCCCAACAAAAGCCAGCAGGAUAAAGAGGAGAGCUGAGCUAUGCAGCUCUCUGAGCCCUGCCCUCAGGGCAUCUCUUAGAGGGGGAUAAAAAGCACUCUGCCAUUAGGGGGAAAUGUGCAGAUGGGCUCUCAAGUCAGCAGGUUCCAGGCCAGGUUACUCCAUGGAAUCCCGGUGGCCAGCCCUAUUCACACAAGGUGGAGAGAGCGCUCAGGGGUUGGAGACCCUACCUCAGGGGAGUAGGGGAAGGAAACGACCUUAAUGUAGACAGGCACCAAAUGGAAAGAGAUGAGACACUGACCCUUUGAGACAGGGCUCGCGGCUCUAGCUGGGUUUUUAUUAAUCUUUUUAAGUAGAGAGUUGCCAUUUUUUUUUAUUAAGAUGAAUUUAUUCAAUGGCACUUUUCAGACGUUGUUAGCUUUGAGCGUGGAAGAGCACAUUGAAGCAUCAGAUACUGUCGCGUGGUUUUGGUUUUGGUUUUUAAAAAGACUUUAGGAUGCUAAGAAAUCAUUGCACUCUGCCAGAGUGUGACAGCCGGAAAAAAAAAACCCCAUCUAAUUUUAUACUUCACAUAUUUUUAGAAAAAGUCUGAAAUGUAUCAAUGGGAUUUUUUUUUUUAAAUGAGGGCUUUGCUUCUUAGCUUCCCUCAGGACACACAAAUAAUAAUAGAAGGAGAAGGGCCUUGUAUAUACAAUGUUGGGGUUUUUUUUAAUUGUGACACAUUGAUCAUGCAACUGAGUAGCUGAUGUUUUGUAGUAAUAACGUCGUUUCUUUGUAUGUUUGUAAUAAUGGAGAUUUUAAAGGGAUGCUUUGAUUUGUACAAAACUCCGACAAACGUUAAAAGUGUUUUAAACAAAAUCCUCUUGAUCUGUGUGAU
Messenger RNA from Emys orbicularis (European pond turtle), 3005 nucleotides. It is a transcript of the gene FAM76A, whose product is annotated as family with sequence similarity 76 member A. Gene Ontology annotation, cellular component: nuclear speck. NCBI's taxonomy places the organism in Eukaryota, Metazoa, Chordata, Testudines, Emydidae. The coding region runs from base 68 to 1186 and encodes 372 amino acids. The transcript is spliced from 10 exons. The record is from RefSeq and is a predicted model, not a curated record.